GCAAAGCAGAAAAAGAACUUUGCUCUGAUUGGCGGUUAUCAAUUUAGGGGGUUUGUGAUUGGCUGCUCCUGCAGCGGAAGUGACGUUUCACUAAGCUUCUAUGACAUCACUUCCGUAAAACCAAAGCUUGCGUUGUUUAUUCACCUAUUUCUAUUAAACAAACUAUUUACGUUGCUAGCUAAAAUCGAGGUACGUGAGCAGCCACGCAGAGCAGAUGGGGAGAGCUUCGCUCCUUCGGUGUCGGUCUGGUUCGAGAAGCUGGCAGCGCCGCGCGGACCCUGCAGCUCCCCCGUCUUCUUUGUAGCCCGUCUCCGUCAGUGACCCGCUCCGUCCCUCCGGGAUCAUGCUGACCGUCGUCGCCCUGCGCGCGCAGAUCGCCUCCGUCGUUGACGCCCUGUCAAAAGCAGCCGUGGCAGAGAUCUCUAAGGUGGUGGAGGAUGGCAUCGCGGCGCUGCGGAUGGAGAUGUGCCACCGAGAGGACGAGAUCCAGAAGCUGAAGCGCAGCGUCCAGGUCCUGCACAGCGAGCUGGGAGCCGCUCGGAAGCCGGGGACCCUGCGUCCCGAGCCCCGCUGCAGAAACGAAAGUCAAAGCUGUUUUGGCGAUGGGAGUACAUUUCCUGAUGACAGCUACAGCACCUCGCCUGCUCCUCAGGUUUCGGUGAAGACUGAGCCCAUGGAAGGGGGAGGCGAGGAGAGUAGAAGGAACCCCGACAAGCCGACGGGGGGAUUUCUGCAUGAAGGUGGGCCCUGGAGACACGAGACGGCGUGCAGAAGCUCAGAUCCCUUGGCUUUGCCGUGCCCUCCUGCGUCCUCUUUUAACCGAGGAUUGGACGUGUCCUGCAGCGGCUCUGACGGGUUUCCGCCGAACCCGUUCAGCCGCGGGCUGCUGAGUUUCAGCCAGCAUCGAAACGCAGCGGCGCGGAGAACGUCGGUCAAGAGGCUGAUGUUUAAGAAAGGAUUUCUUUGUCCGUACUGUGGCAAAUAUUUUGAGCGCUCCGGGCACCUGGAGAGACAUAAGAGGAUUCACACAGGGGAGAAACCGUACCUCUGUGAUGUCUGCGGAAAGCGGUUCAAUCAGAAAUGCAGCCUGAAGGAGCACACCAAGAUUCACAAUCGAUGUAUUCAGUCUAAACCGAGAGAGAUCCAAGUGUGUCAGACAAACCAGAACCCCGAGGUGACCCGGGGCUCUGACGCGUGUCCCCCCAGAGGAGAAAGUCCAGAGAGGACUGAAGACAUCCAAGUCAAAAGAGAGGAAGUCCUGCCAACGUCGGUACAAGUCAAAUGUGAGCCCGUGGAGGAGCACAUACCUCUGCCUCAGCAGGGACAGGAGGAGGCGACGGACGGAGCCGAAAACCUCGAGGAGAAUCCCCCAACGCUGGAGAGAGACGACACCCUGUGGAUGCCCAGCUCCCAAAGCCCCCGGGAGCCCAGCAGCACAGAAUUCCCCAGCAACUCCUCCCAGAAUGCCAGUUCCUUUCCUGCUUUAGCCCAAACACAACCUGAAGCUUCUUGCAGCAGGUUCUCUUUCCCAGGAGAAGGACUAGAGAAUCUGAAAUCGAGCGACAUCUGUCAAAGCUCCUACGGCCCGUCAGAAACUCAUCUGAUGGCGAGCGAGGCGGCGGCGGCGGCGGCGGCGGAGGCCCACCAACUGAGGAAGAACAGGUCUUUUCAGCUGAUCAAACCAAAAAAAAGCUUCACCUGUCCGUACUGCGGCAAAAUCUUUGAGCGGACCGGUCACUUGGAAAGACACCUCCGGAUUCACACCGGCGAGAAGCCGUACGGCUGCCACAUCUGUGGGAGGUGCUUCAACCAGAAGAGCAGCCUGAAAAGCCACAUGAAGACGCACAGGAACGGGGAAAUCCCAGACGUGUCAGAGCCACAUCACCUGGUCUUCUCCAUGCCAGAUCAUCAGCUUCUGGAGAAUUUUAUGGAGAGCAGCAAUCAAGCAGCAGCUGAGGAGGAACUGUUUGCAGGCAACGCCGGCCCCGAGGCACUUCAGGAGGACUCUGCAGGGCCGGAGAUGAAGCCCAGCAGAGAAGAUUUCUCCCCUCUCAGACGGAUCAGGACGGACGACGCCGCAGACAACAGUCAGCUUUGGAUGUCCCCAGUAGACAGAAAUCCUGAAUCUGCAGAUGGAUCCGUCUGUGUGUUUCUACGAGACGGCGAGCUUCCCUCCAGCUCGGCGGCAGGAGCAGCCGGGGAGCAGCAGGGAUGCCCGUCAGCUGUUCCAGAUCUGGGCUUUAUGGGCAGCAGACUGAAGGAGGACGUGAUGCAACAAGGUCAUCACUCAAUGAGGAUCCUGCCCAGAAACUGUGACGUAACUGUGCCUCACCAGGCAGCCGGGAACGAUUACGGUUCUGAUGUUAGACGGACAUAUGAAAGAAACUUUCUGAACUUUAAUGUUUCUGCUUCAGCCAAUCAGGAGGACAGCUGUGGCCGCGAUGCUGCCGGACAAAACAAUUUCAUAUGUGCGAGUUGUGGCCAAAGCUUUGAUGAGUUUGGUGCGUUGCAGGAACACCAGUGUGAGAGAUUACUAGAGAAGGCCUUCAUCUGCGACAUCUGUGGGAAAGCCUUUAACCAGAUGAGCAUCCUGAAACUGCACCUGAAACUGCAUGUGAAGUGAAGUCACGGCUGCAUUUCUACAAUGAGAAAAAUCAACCAAUGUGGUGCAUUCUGCCUUCGCUUUGAAGAUGGCAACGUGAAAAAAAAAAAAAAACGGGUUUCAAAGACGUGGAUGGACGUGUUUACUGUGAAAAACAAAAACGGACUGUUCUGAGUUAUAAUACUCACUGUGUGUUGACUGUGUCCUUCACACAUACGUGACUGUUUUCAAAAGAAUGUUUAAAAGCAAGGUUUUGCUGUUAUUUAAGCCCUAAUUGUGGAUAAAGUUAUUAUUUCAAUGGUACACUAAUUUUAUUUAUUACAUUUUUUUAUUCUUUAAUAUUUAAAACAGUUAAUCCACAUUAAAAGAUCAUUUUAUUUUCUUUCUUUUAAGAAAUUUAAGCAUUUUCUUUAAAAGCUAACCGUGCUUUUAAAAUGUGCAUCAUCUGAACUACAAUGUCCACAGUUCUAUAUGUAAAUAUGUAAAAUGGCACAGUAAAUAAAUGGUUUUGUGUUUACAUCCCUAAUGGAUUUGAAAUGAGACAUUCAGGCUGAAAUUCUAGCAGUAAGGUAUUUUUGUCUUCAUGACAGCUUUAUUUCUUAUUUGGUCUGCAGGGCUCCUGUCAUCAACGUCUCUUCCCUGCAGUAACUAAAACUAGCCGCUAGGGGGAGAGGUGAGACGUUUGAUUUCAAAGGAUCUGAAGCAAAAGUUACAGGAGUCACAUGAUUAUUUAUGUACGUUUAAUUAUAGCACUAAAAUGUGUUCUUGUACCUAUGAUUCACUUAAAAAGAUAUUAAAAUGACAUGUUAAGAACUUAAAGAACACUUUAAGAUAUUCGAGCUUGAAUAAUGUUCAAAGACGUGAGGUCUUUAAAGGCUAAAUUUGUGCCUUAAUCGAACAAUUCAAUUUCAGAAUUUUUUUGUUCGUUUUUUUUUUUUACCAAAUUAAAUUGUGUUUGUGUGUAUAAACUUAUAUCUAAACUUCUAAAUAUAUAGUUUUAGAAACUCCUCAGAGUUGAAAUGUGUUUUAAAUCUGAACUUUAUUUGCAUCUUGAUGGUUUUACUUCAAAUCUAUUGGGGUAAAACUAGGAAACGAAUAAAGCAUCACCAUCCACAGACCUAUUAAUAUGCAUUUAUUACACAUUAGUAUUCUUAUUAGGACACACUAAUGAAAUACACGUUAUUUUUCAUUUACACUGAUUUUAACCUUUAGUCCUCCUUUUUUCUUUUUACAGAAAUGUAGUCUGGAUAAGAAAUUUGUCAAAUAUCAAAGUGACAGUGGUUUCUACAUUCUUAUGUUUAGCCAAAUGUGUUCAAAGAUGAGUAUGAUCAUAAGGCUCUCUCCCGUUUGUGAUGUAAAAGUAUUUCAUGAGGGAAAUCCUAUUUUAAUCUUCUACAGUAAAACUUGACGUCUGUCAUGUUACGCUGUGGAAACUUACGACACAGGUGAGACAUUUAAUUCCAAAGAUCACAGGAUUAAAGCUCAUAAAUCGCCAUUACAUGUUUUAAGAUGUAUGUCUGGUUUUGAAUCUCUGUUUUUACAACAUUUUUCAUGAAUCAAACAAUAAUUAUCCAAAGUGCCCGGACUUCACAGUUUGUUCUUUUUGUACUUUCUUUAAUAAACUAUAAAACAAA
Messenger RNA from Oryzias latipes (Japanese medaka), 4236 nucleotides. RefSeq lists its product as uncharacterized. Gene Ontology annotation, molecular function: RNA polymerase II cis-regulatory region sequence-specific DNA binding; DNA-binding transcription factor activity. The record is from RefSeq and is a predicted model, not a curated record. Gene Ontology annotation, biological process: regulation of transcription by RNA polymerase II. Lineage: Eukaryota; Metazoa; Chordata; Actinopteri; Beloniformes; Adrianichthyidae.